AUGCCUUACAAGUCCCGCUGGCGGAUUGACAUCCCUCGAUGUUCACUGCCGACAUUUCUCUUCGGAUCCUCUGCCAACCUUCCCCAUGUCCCUUCGAACCCUGAAAAAGUGUGCCUCGCUGAAGCAGCUCGGCCAGAUACCCAUUUCCUAACCCGGGGCACAUACCAGCUCUGGUGUCAACGUUUUGCCCUGGGGCUACAGCAAUCAGGGCUUUUCGAAGCAGGGGAUCGACUUCUGCUUUUCAGCCCGAAUAGCAUUUUUGUACCAGUUGUAUUCAUGGGCACUUUGUUUGCUGGCGGUAUCUUCACCGGAGCAAAUCCAUCCUAUACAGCCCAAGAGCUAGCCUAUCAGUUACGUAACUCAGAGGCUGCUCUGUUGCUAUGUCAUACCUCUAGCAUUGAAACGGGCGUGCAAGCAGCAAAGAUGUCAGGACUGGAUCUAUCACGGGUCUUUGUCUUUGAUGACUCCAUCCUUGACGGCGCAGGGACUCCGUCUCACGGUGCUGGCUACUGGAGCCGCUUGGUUUCCUACGAUCUCAAGAAAGCGGAGCUGUUCGCCUGGCCUGACCUUACCGGUCCUGAAGAAUGGAAUACUACAUUGGCCUUGAAUUAUUCAUCGGGCACUACUGGGCUCCCUAAAGGAGUAGAAGUCACUCAUCUCAACUACAUUGCCAACACAUUACAGACCAGCCAAACAGUCCAAAAUCAUCCAGACUACGAAAAGAGGAGACUCAAUUCCGCAUCUCUUGCAUAUCUCCCACUGUAUCACGCAUAUGGCCAAACCGUGUAUAUCGCUCUCUAUUUUCACCAGGAGCGUACGGCAUACGUAAUGCCAAAAUUCGACUUCAUCAAGAUGCUGGAGUAUUCGGAAAGGUUCAAAGUGUCAGACAUGAACCUUGUGCCUCCUAUUGCUGUAGCCUUGGCCAAACAUCCAGACGUUGAGAAGUACGAUCUAAGCAACGUCAGUUUUCUGGGAUGUGGUGCUGCACCCCUCAGCAGAGAGAUCGCCGAGCAAGUUGAGAACAGGCUGAACAAGAACCGUAAAGAUGAAGAUAGGCUGAACCUGAGACAGGGAUGGGGUAUGACUGAGUGGGUGACAUCUGCUUACAAUGACUGUGGAGGUGGGCUGAUUGAGUCUCCAGAUGUACCUGCUCUCUACUUUACCCGGAUAUCAAUGAAGAGAUUACCACAAAUACUCUACUGGAGAAAUCCGAAAGCCACGGCCGAAACUCUCACUCCGGAUGGAUGGUUGAAGUCGGGAGACAUCGCCUACGUCUCUGAGCAAGGCCAAUUUGUCAUUGUCGACCGUAUUAAGGAGCUCAUCAAGGUCAAAGGUCACCAGGUAGCACCUGCUGAGCUCGAGGCUCUGUUACUUGAGCACCCUGCCAUUGCUGAUGUGGCUGUGGUUGGAAUGUCUACACCUGACGGCGACGAGGCUCCCCGGGCAUUUGUGGUCAGCCAAGGGAAGGUGGACGAGAAAGAAGUCAAGGACUUCGUGGCUUCGAGAGUGGUCAGAUACAAACAUCUCACUGGUGGUGUUACAUUCGUCAACGAGAUCCCAAAGAAUCCGAGUGGGAAGAUUCUGAGGAGGCAACUGAAAGACCGGUACAAGGACACUACAUCUGCAGGAGCAAGAUUGUAG
This is a messenger RNA of Exophiala oligosperma, 1641 nucleotides long. RefSeq lists its product as uncharacterized. Gene Ontology annotation, molecular function: CoA-ligase activity. NCBI's taxonomy places the organism in Eukaryota, Fungi, Ascomycota, Eurotiomycetes, Chaetothyriales, Herpotrichiellaceae. Gene Ontology annotation, biological process: secondary metabolic process. The record is from RefSeq and is a predicted model, not a curated record. Bases 1 to 1641 code for a protein of 546 amino acids. The transcript is spliced from 2 exons.